Messenger RNA from Dromiciops gliroides (monito del monte), 5418 nucleotides. It is a transcript of the gene LPAR1, whose product is annotated as lysophosphatidic acid receptor 1. Gene Ontology annotation, cellular component: membrane. Gene Ontology annotation, molecular function: lysophosphatidic acid receptor activity. Gene Ontology annotation, biological process: phospholipase C-activating G protein-coupled receptor signaling pathway; neurogenesis. NCBI's taxonomy places the organism in Eukaryota, Metazoa, Chordata, Mammalia, Microbiotheria, Microbiotheriidae. The coding region runs from base 720 to 1829 and encodes 369 amino acids. The transcript is spliced from 4 exons. The record is from RefSeq and is a predicted model, not a curated record.
CAACUUUGCACGCCUCCUCCUUGUCUCCUCCCAUCUUCUCUUUCCACUCCACCCCAACGGAGCUGCGGCGGCGGCGGCUGCAGAGGCUCCCCACCGCAGCUCUGCUUCGCUGCCCAUAGCGCGCUGGAGAGUGGGAGGGAGGCGAAGUACCGGGUCUCGGUCCUCCUUUCGCUCCUCGUCCUCCCCGCCCCCAAGCAUCAGCCUCUGCACCUUCUACCCGCGCGCCGGGCGCCUGCACUCUUCCUAGGUGUGCUAGCUUAACUCGCUUUCCCUGCUCCCCCGCCUCCUUCUCCUGUCCGGAGGAGUCUAGUCUCUCUUUGAGUCCACAGGGGGUUGGCCGGGGUUAGCAAAGGAGCCGGAGGUGGGGCGCCAGGGUAUGGUGGUCGCUAGGGCGCCCGGGGCUUCUGGCAGCCGCCCGGACCAGUGACUGGGGCCGGAGGAGCCGGGUGGAGGCGGGGAGGCCGAAGGGGGAGUGGUGCUGGAGAUCAAGGGAGACCCAAGGCGGCCGGCCGGAGGAGAGGCUGGCAGCGGGCACGGGACCGCGGGAGUACGGGAGCAGCUGCACCGGUGCUGAGAGGGAGGAAGAAGGACGUCUCCAAAGCGCACAGGAGCACAGAACUCUACCAGUAUGACUGGCAUUUGAUAAGUAACACCAGGACCUGGAUUCACAGUUUAGCAGUGUUGAAGAGGGAUCCCCUCUGUGCAUCUCCUUAGCUACCAUGGCUGCCCCCUCUGCUGUAGUGCCCUUCUCAGUGGUCUCACAGUCACAAGGAAUUGAGUCCAUGUAUGUGAAUGAACCACAAUGCUACUACAAUGAAUCCAUUGCUUUCUUUUACAACCGGAGUGGGAAGUACCUUGCCACAGAAUGGAAUACUGUCAGCAAGCUUGUGAUGGGACUUGGAAUCACCGUCUGUAUCUUCAUCAUGUUGGCCAACCUGCUGGUCAUGGUGGCGAUUUACGUCAACCGCCGCUUCCACUUUCCUAUUUAUUACUUAAUGGCUAACUUGGCUGCUGCAGACUUCUUUGCUGGAUUGGCAUACUUUUAUCUAAUGUUCAACACAGGGCCCAAUACACGAAGACUGACUGUAAGCACCUGGCUUCUUCGCCAGGGUCUCAUUGACACUAGCCUGACGGCUUCUGUAGCAAACUUGCUGGCUAUAGCAAUUGAGAGACACAUUACAGUUUUCCGCAUGCAGCUGCAUACCCGGAUGAGCAAUCGGCGGGUGGUGGUUGUUAUUGUGGUCAUCUGGACCAUGGCCAUUGUAAUGGGUGCUAUACCCAGUGUGGGCUGGAAUUGUAUCUGUGACAUCACUAAGUGUUCCAACAUGGCACCUCUCUACAGUGACUCUUACUUAGUCUUCUGGGCUAUUUUCAACCUGGUUACCUUUGUAGUAAUGGUGGUCCUGUAUGCCCAUAUCUUUGGCUAUGUCCGACAAAGGACUAUGAGAAUGUCUAGGCAUAGUUCUGGCCCAAGGAGGAAUCGGGACACGAUGAUGAGUCUCCUGAAGACUGUGGUCAUUGUGCUAGGUGCUUUUAUCAUCUGCUGGACUCCUGGCUUAGUCUUGUUACUUCUAGAUGUUUGCUGUCCUCAGUGUGAUGUCUUGGCCUAUGAAAAGUUUUUCCUUCUCCUUGCCGAAUUCAAUUCUGCCAUGAAUCCCAUCAUCUAUUCUUACCGUGACAAGGAAAUGAGUGCCACCUUCAGACAGAUCCUCUGCUGCCAGCGGAAUGAGAAUGCCAACGGCCCCACCGAUGGCUCAGAUCGUUCAGCAUCUUCACUCAACCACACCAUCUUGGCUGGGGUUCAUAGCAAUGACCAUUCUGUUGUGUAGAAACCAAAUGGGAAAUGAAGAGCCAGCUAUAGACUGUUGAGGGAGUCCCAGGGGAAUAACAAACUGAUGUCUUUCAACACUAAUCAACUACAGUAUUGGUUUCUAGAAAACCCACUCAUGCACAAGACUGGUCACGUAUGAGAACUGGCAUAUGCGAAAAACACUCAUUCUCUUUCUCUUCUCCCUGCUAAAAGUAGAAAGCUGAUUCCUUCUAAUGGAAUUCAUAACUAGAUCCCAGAAGGUCUCUUUAGACUACACUGAUUAGAUUUUCAAAGACUGCUUUGUUCUGGUACCAGUUGAAAACAGUUCUGAUUACUUAUGCUUGUGCCUGUUUAACUUCAUUUACAUGUAGAAACUUAGGCUCCCAUCCCCCACACCACUUUUCCUUUUUUAAAAGAAUACAUUUCAUGUAAUAAAUGUUAUGUUUAUGCCUGUCAGCACGCUUCUGAUGGAUAUUUUAUACAUAGAGAUCAUAGUCUUCAUAUUUUUUGCUACACUACCAUAACUUCAGUAUUUCUUUUUCCUGAUGCAGAAAACAGGAAAACAAUGUAAAUUACAAUUGUUUCUUUUUAAAAAAAAAAAAAGCAUGCAUGUAAUGUAUUUAUGCAGUUGUUUUAAUGAAAAAAGAAAAAAGAUGCUCAUUGUAAAAUCUUCUAGAAAAUAGAAGAGCCUAGAUCUAAUUCCAGUAUUUGUUUAGAUUAUGAAAUAAAUAGCAUUCUAGUCUCAUGGUAUUUAACUUCUCAUUUGUGGUACCAAGUAUAUAACAUAUGCAGGGGUCCUUAGUUUAUCACUGAUGGGAUUUGUGCUCUAAAAGAACAGAAUCAUGAAAAAAAAAUGAAGCACAAUGUUAUUUUUAAAUGUAUUUAUGAUAACUGAGUGUUUUCUCAUCACCUGUGCAUUACAAAGGGAUUUUUUUUUUAAUUUUAGAGAUGUCAUGUCAUAUUUUACCUUUGUAAAAAGGAAUUUUCUGUUUUUGCACUGAGUGACAUUUUUAAGGAAGGGUAUCUUAUUAAAUUACCCUUCUUUUUUCCUUAAAGAACAGUGGUCACUUGAGUUAUAUUGAGGUACAGUAUUUUUUUUAGUGCAAAUCUAAGUAGAAAUAGUAAGCUGCCACAAAAAAAAAAUCUAUUAAUAUAGCUAACAGUAUUUUUUUUUACUGGCCUAAUAGGUCUUGAAAACCGGAUAUAAGUUUAAAAUCAAAAGUACCAUAAACUACCCAGUGAAGAAGUCUUUUAUCAGUGAAAUGUAAUGAAUAAAGGACCUUUAUAUUAAAUAGCUUGGGCACUUAUAUUUGAAAAGUGGGAGUAGGUAUGUAGCUGUAUUGUGGAUCAUCUCCCCAGGCUUUCCCCAUAAUAGAUGCUUCCAUGUUGUAGAUGUUCUGAUAUUAUGUAGUCUAAGGUCUGUGAGUAAGUGCAUUGGCGUGACAUGGAAGAUCACAUUUGAAGGGACAUGAUCAUAAGAAUGGUCUGUAGAAAUGGAGGAAGGUAGACUAGAGAAAUUAAGUUAGGCUCAGUGGGACUUGAGGCAAAGUUUACAUUUGGAGUAGUGGGCACAAGAAGCGCAGAGAGUUGAGAGCAGGAGAGAGGAAGUGCAAAAAUUUUAUUGAGAUUGACAUUGACACAUUUUAUAUAAAACAUAAAAUAUGUUAAUGGGAGCAAGAAGAUGAGCCCUGGAAUUUUCACUCAUGUAAAUACAGUGGGAAAUAGGAGGGCUAGUUGAACUUUUAAGGGAACAAAAUGAAAUGCUAAGCCACUAAUAAAGUUUUCUCAAUGAGUUUGAUAUUGUAGUGUUGGUUGUGAUUGGUGUUUCUCUUUAAGACCUUUCCAUUGUGGUUUAUGUUGAUUCCCAAUGACUUUCUCUCCUGAAUUUCUCUACUGUGGUUGCUUCUUGAAUUCAUUUCUGAAGCAGAGACAUUCAAGAGCAAAAAGGUAAUUCUAUUUUAAGUGGUUAUCAUAACAGGGAUGUGUAAAUUUUGAAGUAGGUUCAAAGGACAGAAACAAAUUAUUUAAAGCAGGGGUUCUUAAAACUGGGAUCCAUAAAUGAUUUAAAAACAUAUAUGUUGGUAACUAUUUCAGGAUAAUUGAUUUCCUUUGUAAUCUUUCAUGUUUUAUGCAUUUAAAAACAUUAAUCUGAGAAAUGGCCCAUUAGCUUCACUAGACUGCUAAUGUAGUCAGUCCAUGACACAAAGUAAAGAAUUCCUGUUUUUAGGUAUGAAAAAUAAGAACUGUGAGAAAAGGUUAAAAUUUAAGCUAUGAUUACUUUUAAAUAGGGAAAGAAAAGCUUUACACAGAGUCCAGAAAGUAGGAUUUCUUGCAAAUGACACACAAAAAAGUCUCUGUGCCAUGAGUGAUUUUGGUGGACUAUAUUGAUAAUGUCCCUGAAAGAAUAUGAUGUUAGAGAUUGAAGGAAUCUUACACAUUAUCUUAUCCAAGCCAUUUUUACAGAUAGAGAAAUUGAGGCCUUGGUAAUCAUUAAAAUGAUAAGCUUCUUUAGGGCAAAGUCAGUUCUAUAUUCUCUUAUGUUCUCUACUUUGUCUAACACAGUACUGACCAUAGAGCAGAUUGUAAAUAAAUAAUUUUUGAAUUGCCGAAAUCUGAGUUUUACAAGAAAACUUAGAGGUCAUCUAGUCUAAAUUCCUAGUCAUUUCAAGAAUCUCAUUUGCAAUAUCCUAGUCAUCUAGCUUGAUAACAUAUUUUAAAUUAUGGAGCCCUCAACCCUAAGGACACAUUCAGUUUUUAAAUGGUUCUAGUUGUCAACAAGUUGAUGGACAUGUAGUCCAGGGGUUAAUCUCACAGAUGAGGAAAUGGAGAGAAAAGGUAAAGAUUUGCCCAAAGUCUAUGUCAGAGUCAGGAUUUUGGACUCCAAAUCUAGUGAUCAUUCCACAGUAUCAUACUGCCUUUCUUGUCUUCCAUGUUGACUCUCCAAAUUUUACCUUUCAUCCUAUUGUUGCCUUCUAGGAAAAGUAUAGAGUUCACUUCAACAUACUUGAAUGCAAGACAGUGCCAAGAUCUGGACAAAAGGAGUUUCCAUUCUCCUAGAGGAAUAUAGCAUGUAUAUGAUAUUAUUUGAAGAAGGAAAAUGCUGUUAACACCUGGGGUACUCAGUAGGACAUGGCACCUAGGUUGAGCCUUGAAGAGAAGGACUCAGAUACAAAAUGAGGAAAAGCAUUGCAGGCAUAGAGGACUGUCAUGUAUAGAUAGAUAAGUAAUAGCCCUUCAAAUAUCUGAAGACAGUGAUCAGAUCUCUCUGUUUCUCUAUUCUCCAGAGCAAAUAUCCCUAGGUUCCUCCCACCCCAGCUAUUCCUCAUAAGACAAUUUCCAGAAUCUCAUCACUUGGUCUCUCCACUAUAGAGAUUGGUAAUACCAUCCAUUUGUAUAGAACAAUUACUACAAUGGAAACAGGACCAUCACUUUUCAUGACCAUACCAGAAUUGACUGAUUAUACUGUCUAUAGAAGCAUGAGGGGAUACAGUGUUGAUUAAAGACCUUACUGGAGUUGGGCCAUAGUAUCUAUGUUUUGGGAGAGAUUUUAGAGUUGGUUAUAUAUUUUCGUGUACUUGGGAUGUUCUAUGUAUAAUCCUCUAAAGGAA